Molecule: messenger RNA, 6577 nt
Organism: Pararge aegeria (speckled wood butterfly)
Lineage: Eukaryota; Metazoa; Arthropoda; Insecta; Lepidoptera; Nymphalidae
Gene: Lar
Product: tyrosine-protein phosphatase Lar
Exons: 25
Coding region: 206-6373 (2055 amino acids)
Biological process (GO): protein dephosphorylation
Molecular function (GO): protein binding; protein tyrosine phosphatase activity
Source: RefSeq, a predicted model, not a curated record
UCAAUAAGAGACUGAUUUUCGGUGGAUUUUCGUUUGCGCGGGUGAGGAUUAAUUAAAAUUGAAAUUCUACAGAAAUAUUAUGUGCGUGUGAUGUCAGUGAAUUGUGUGUUUUUGUGAUAAUGUUUUACGUCACUGGACUGAGAAGCAGCUUCAUAUCUUCAGUGGAUUUAUAAGGACAUUUAGUUGCUUACGAAGCGGGACCAAGAUGCUGUUGAAGACCACAUCCGCGCAGCCCGGCGCCAGUAAGAUGCGAGAGCGGCGACGCGCGCACCACCACACCGCCGUUCUGCUGACCGCCUGCCUCUUCUUCCUCUCUCAAGCCGACGCUGCUGAUCCGCCCGAGAUCACGAUACGCCCGCGCAACCUGCAGGUGCGUGCGAAUGGAAUUGCCGCCUUCUACUGCGCGGCGAGAGGGGACCCAAUACCCAACAUUCAGUGGAGAAAGAACGGAAAACGAGUUUCUAGCAUGCAGUCCCGCUACCAAGUCUCAGGCAUGGAGUCAGCAGCCGGGCUGAACGCCAACGGGGCGGUACUCCGCAUCGAGCCGGUUAGAGCCCAGCGUGACGACGCCACGUACGAGUGUGUUGCUGAGAAUGGAGUGGGGGACGCUGUCACUGCGGUUGCCACUCUUACUGUCUUUGAAGCGGACAAAGCACCACCCGGUUUCCCGUCCAUUGCGGCACCACCUACCACAAUGGUGGUAGAAGUUGGACACACGGCUACCCUGCCUUGCCAGGCCAGCGGGAGUCCGUCGCCACGCAUCCGCUGGCUAUGGAACUCUUUGCCGUUGGACGUCGCGUCCAACCCCAGAUACGCGUUGCUGAAUGACAAGAUGCAUGGUACAUUACAAAUAGUGAAGAGCGAGGAGGAAGACCAAGGAAAGUUUGAAUGCGUCGCCGAGAACGCCAUCGGCACCGAGUUUUCUAAGCCAACUUCUUUAUACGUCAAAGUUCGCAGAGUAGCGCCGCAGUUUUCGAUACCACCACCUCCGCGGACAGAAGUAAUGCUGGGCAGCAAUCUAACACUUAAGUGUGUUGCUUUUGGAUCUCCGAUGCCAACUGUUAAAUGGAAGAAAGGUUUGACGAAAUGGCUGACUCCAGAAGACAACCCACCGCUAGGGCUCAACACACUGAAGUUAGAAGACAUCAGGGAAUCCGCAAACUACACUUGCGAGGCAGCGAGUGUGUUAGGUGUUAUAGAAACCACGGCCGAAGUUAAAGUCCAGUCGCUACCGGGACCACCAACUGAAGUGAGAGCAUCAGAAAUCACAGCCACCACAGUAAGAUUGGCGUGGACGUACAAUGGACUUGAGGAACCCCAGUACUAUGUUAUUCAAUACAAGCCAAAAUACGCGAAUCAGGCAUUCAGUGAGAUAUCGGGAGUCAUCACGCAGUACUACUCGGUUACAAAUCUUUCGCCUUACACUGAGUAUGAAAUGUAUGUGAUCGCAGUCAACAACAUUGGCAGGGGGCCACCAUCAACUCCUGAGGUCAUCACCACUGGCGAAACUGUGGAUUCACUAUAUGGAGGUGCCAAACCCGGUUCAGCCCCUCGAAAUGUACAAGUUCGUCCAUUAAGUUCUAGUACGAUGGUGAUUCAAUGGGAUGAACCAGAAACGCCUAAUGGUCAAGUAACGGGAUACAAAAUUUACUAUACGUCAGACCCGUCUCAGUCGUUGCAGUCGUGGCAUUCUCAAAUGAUGGACAACAACCACCUAACAACCAUCAGCGAGCUAACCCCCCACACAGUGUACACGAUAAGGGUUCAAGCGUUCACCUCAGUGGGUCCAGGCCCUAUAUCUGCGCCAGUGCAAGUCAAAACACAACAAGGUGUGCCGUCCCAACCAUCAAAUCUGGUGGCAGUUGAAGCGGGAGAGACUUCGGUUACGCUCAAUUGGAAAAGACCUGCUCAUGCAGGAGACAACAUCGUAUCAUACGAGUUGUAUUGGAAUGACACUUAUGCCAAGGAGCACCAUAGAAAGCGGAUACCAAUCACGGAAUCAUACACCCUCAACGGCUUGUACCCGAAUACGCUGUACUACAUCUGGCUGGCGGCGAGGUCGCAACGCGGUGAAGGGGCCACCACACCACCCAUCGCAGUACGCACCAAGCAAUACGUUCCCGGAGCGCCGCCAAUGAAUGUGACUGCUGCUGCGGUAUCUCCUACCGCUAUAAGAGUGUCGUGGCAGCCGCCGCCCGCCGAACGGGCUAACGGAAGGAUCGCCUACUACAAACUACUUUGCGUGGAAAGUGGGAGGGGGGACUCUGAGGCGACGGUGGUGAAACUAAACCAGACGACCUUCGUACUCGACGAGCUGCGGCGCUGGACGGAAUACCGCAUCUGGGUGCUCGCCGGAACCAGCGUUGGCGACGGGCCUUCCUCCUACCCUGUCACCGUUCGCACUCACGAAGACGUGCCCGGAGAGCCGCAAGACGUGAAAGUUAAUUCAAUAAACUCUACGUCAAUCCACGUUACGUGGAAACCGCCCCAGGAGAAAGAGAAGAAUGGAAUUAUUAGGGGAUACCAUGUUCACGUUCAGGAACUCCGAGAAGAGGGAAAAGGUUUGCUCAAUGAUCCAAUGCGCUUCAACGUGAUGGAUGAUACGACACUCGAGUUAAAUGUAUCCGGCUUGCAACCAGACACCCGGUAUAGCGUGCAAGUGGCGGCUCUCACAAGAAAAGGAGAUGGGGAUCGAAGUCCACCCGUAACUGUUAAAACUCCUGGUGGAGUUCCAAACCGACCCACUGUUAAUUUAAAAAUUUUGGAACGUGAUCCGAUAGUAUCAAUUGAAAUAGAAUGGGCGAAACCUGCUCAAACUUAUGGUGAUCUUUUAGGCUAUAGAUUGAGAUACGGCAUCAAAGAUCAACCACUAGAAGAAGUUAAUUUUGCCGGAACCAAGACUAACUCGCACAGGAUUAAUGAUUUAGAGAGGGGAGUCCAAUAUGAGUUUAGAGUAGCCGGAAGGAAUCAGAUUGGGAUAGGUCAGGAAACGAUCAAAUAUUGGCUUACCCCUGAAGGUGCUCCGAAAGGACCUCCUACUAAUGUAACCUAUCAUUUCCAAGCUCCGGAUGUUAUUAGUGUUACGUGGGAAGCACCAAUAAGAGCCGACCGAAGUGGCCAAAUUAAAAAAUAUGACGUCCAGUUUUAUAAAAGAGGAGACCAAUCGUCUCUACUUGAAAAAACCACUGAACACACAAAAGCUGUGUUUACUGGCUUAGAAGAAGAUGCUCAUUAUGUGUUCAAAGUUAGAGCUUAUACGGAUCAAGGUGCAGGCCCAUACAGUAAAGAUAUAACAGCUCAUACUGAAAGGGACAUUGGUAGAGCACCCAUGUCAGUCAAAGCCGUUGCAACUUCAGAAUCCGGUGUGGAAGUAUGGUGGGAGCCAGUUCCGUCUAGAAAGAAGAUAAUCGGUUAUGUUAUAUUUUUCACUAUGACUCCAGUUGAGGAUUUAGAUGAAUGGCAACAGAAAACUGUUCAUGUAACACAUUCUGCUGAUUUGGAAAACCUGGAAAAGUUUGCCGAAUACGCAAUUGCCGUAGCAGCAAAGACAGCAGAAGGUUUAGGUAGGUUGUCGGAAAAGGUAACUGUUAAAGUAAAGCCAGAAGAAGUGCCUUUACAUCUUAGAGCUCAAGAUGUAUCCACUCAUUCCAUGACACUAUCGUGGUCUCCGCCAUUACGUUUAAAUCCAGUUAGCUAUAAGAUUUCGUAUAAUGCAAUUAAAGAAUUUGUUGAUUCUCUUGGAAUGACACAAACGCAAGAAAUUCCGAAGAGAGAUAUUGUAGUUAAACAUGAUAGAACUUCACACUCUAUAAAUGAUUUAUCGCCAUUUACUACGUACAAUGUAAAUAUAAGUGCCAUACCUAAUGAUAAUUCGUACAGGCCACCUACUACGAUAACGGUAACCACUCAAAUGGCUGCACCUAAGCCAAUGGUUAAACCAGACUUUUACGGUGUUGUCGAUAAUGAAAUACUCGUGAUAUUACCUCAAGCGUCUGAGGAAUACGGACCUAUAUCACAUUAUUAUUUAGUUGUUGUACCUGAUGACAAAUCGCAUAACCACAAAAACCCAGACCAGUUCCUAACCGACGAUUUAAUCAAAAAUAAUGCAAGAACCGAUGAUGAAAAUGCUCCUUACAUUGCUGCCAAGUUUUUGCAAAGAAAUAUUCUCUACACGUUUCACCUCGGCAAUGACGAAAUGUAUGAAGGAUUUCUCAAUAGAAAGUUAAAUCUUAAUAAAAAAUACAGAGUUUUCGUAAGAGCUGUCGUUGAUACUCCUCAAAAACAUUUAUAUACAUCGAGCCCAUUUUCGGAAUACCUAUCACUAGAUAUGCGUGAAGCUCCGCCAGGUGAAGAACCAAGACGACCUGAUCCGAAAGAUAUUAAUGGAGACCCUGAAAUAAGGAUAGAAGAGAACAGAAAAGAGGCUGGAAUGGUGUGGGUUAUUGGUCCUAUAAUAGCUGCGUUGAUGCUGUCUUUAUGUUUAGUAUUGUUAUUCAUUGUUAAAAGAAGAAGACAACCUUGCAAAACACCUGAUCAAGCGGCUGUUACACGACCUUUAAUGUCUGCUGACAUAGGAUUUGGUGCGCCUUCAGAUCCAGUUGAAAUGAGACGAUUAAACUUCCAAACACCAGCUAUGAUCUCGCAUCCACCAAUCCCAAUAUCAGAACUAUCUGAGCACAUUGAUAGGCUAAAAGCUAAUGAUAACCUCAAAUUCUCGCAGGAGUAUGAGAGUAUAGAACCCGGACAGCAAUUUACAUGGGAUCACUCUAAUAUGGAAGUCAAUAAACCUAAAAACCGCUAUGCGAAUGUUAUUGCCUAUGAUCAUAGCCGCGUCAUUCUACAACCGAUAGAUGGAAUUCUUGGAAGCGACUACAUAAAUGCCAACUAUUGUGAUGGUUAUAGGAAACACAAUGCCUACGUCGCGACUCAAGGGCCACUUCAAGAAACUUUCGCUGAUUUCUGGCGUAUGUGCUGGGAACUACGAACGUCUACGAUAGUAAUGAUGACGAAAUUAGAAGAGCGAACGCGGAUUAAGUGUGACCAGUACUGGCCCAGCCGAGGCAGCGAAUCGUAUGGCAUGAUGACGGUAACCAUUGCAGAAGUUCAGGAACUUGCCACUUAUUGUAUUAGAACAUUCCAAGUGACUAGAAAUGGGGGUGCUGAGCGUCGUGAAAUCAAACAACUCCAAUUCACUGCAUGGCCCGAUCAUGGGGUACCGGAUCAUCCGGCACCUUUCUUGCAAUUUUUACGUCGCGUCCGUGCAUUGAACCCACCCGAUGCUGGUCCUUUAGUUGUGCAUUGCUCUGCGGGAGUCGGGCGUACAGGAUGCUUUAUUGUUAUCGACUCCAUGCUUGAAAGAGCCCGACACGAACGAACUGUAGACAUAUACGGCCACGUUACGUGUUUACGAGCCCAACGAAACUAUAUGGUGCAAACUGAAGACCAAUAUAUUUUUAUACAUGAUGCCUUACUCGAAGCUGUUAUUUGUGGAGAUACGGAAGUUCCGGCUCGUAAUUUGCAUUCUCAUAUUCAGAAGCUAAUGCGAAUCGAUACGAUUGAGAAUAUAACUGGAAUGGAAUUGGAAUUCAAAAAACUUGCUAAUAUGAAAGCCGAUUCUAGCCGAUUUGUGUCCGCUAGCUUGCCAUGUAAUAAACACAAGAAUAGACUGGUUCAUAUCUUGCCAUACGAGUCUGCCAGAGUCUGUUUGACUCCACGGGAUAGUUCCGACUAUAUUAAUGCCUCGUUCGUCGAUGGAUACAGAUAUAGGGCUGCUUAUAUUGCUACUCAAGGUCCCUUGCCUGAUACUACGGACGACUUCUGGCGAAUGCUUUGGGAGCACAACUCCACUAUUAUCGUUAUGCUUACAAAAUUGAAAGAGAUGGGCAGGGAAAAGUGCCACCAAUAUUGGCCAUCAGAUCGCUCUGUGAGAUACCAAUGUUUUGUUGUAGACCCUAUCGCCGAGUAUAACAUGCCCCAAUACAUCUUGAGGGAAUUCAAGGUAACUGACGCUCGCGACGGGGCUUCAAGGACGGUCCGUCAGUUCCAAUUCACAGACUGGCCGGAGCAAGGUGUGCCCAAGAGCGGCGAAGGUUUUAUCGACUUCCUUGGCCAGGUGCACAAGACUAAAGAACAAUUUGGACAAGAUGGGCCCAUCACUGUUCACUGCAGUGCUGGUGUCGGCCGCACGGGCGUAUUCAUAACGCUGUCGACGGUACUCGAGCGCAUGCAGUACGAGGGCGUGGUGGACGUGUUCCAAACCGUACGUACGCUGCGCACGCAACGCCCCGCCAUGGUACAAACUGAGGACCAGUACGAAUUCUGCUACCGCGCUGCGCUGGAGUACCUUGGAUCGUUCGACCACUACGCCAACUGACGCUGAGACAUACUCGUCUAAACUAACCCGUAGCAAGCCCUGCCGUGUUAGCUUACUACCUUAGACAAAAAAAUAUCUAUGCUCUUUAAUAACGUUGUUAAUCUAUGUAUUUGUAACAGACCUUCGAAUUUCAAAUUUAAAAAGGUAAUUCUGCAACCACAAAUCGCAUUUGUCUGUGGCUGCAUAGUAUAAUGAAAAAACCCU